AUGCAGAACCAUGAACUAUAUAACAGUGUAUGCCAUGACCAAGAGAAACUUUAUGCUGCAAAUCGUUCAAGGAUGGUUGGCAACAAUCAUCUUUCAUCUCAUUAUCAAACCGACUUCCAGCAGCAACAGCUGGCUAGGAGCUCAUUGAUUUCUUCUAAUAAUGGGCAUUGGAGUGAAGAGGAGAGAAGUAAAAUAGAGAAAGGAAAAGAAGGAGCUACUGUGGAUCUUAUGCAAGGGCUUAUUGCCAGCACUAAAGAAUUUAAGGAACAAAAUGAUGGCUACAGGGGGAAAAAACAGUUUUCGAGUCAGGUGCAUCAAGGGAAUUUCUCGAAAAAUGAAGGUUCAGGGGUUUUUGCUGGAAACCACAAGCAGGGGCAAAAUGGGAAUUAUCCGAAAAUUGGAAAUUCUGGGGCUUCUGCUGGAAUUCGCUAUCAAGGGUAUAAUAGGAAUAAUCAGGAAAAUUUGGAAUUUAGUUUUGAUAGAGGUGGGAAGACAGGAGGUAAAAAUGGGCAGGGGUAUUAUGGGAAUAUUCAGCCAGUGAAAGGAGUCUAA
Lactuca saligna is the source of this 552-nucleotide messenger RNA. The record is from the annotation of a GenBank genome assembly. Lineage: Eukaryota; Viridiplantae; Streptophyta; Magnoliopsida; Asterales; Asteraceae.